CUCUGACUCUGUUACAUUGAGAGCGGUCAGCAAAGAGCUCACACACUUCAAAGCUAUUGCUUUAUUUCCAGCGUAACCCCAUCUUCAUUAUCUACUUGCCAUUUGACAGAUUCGCUCCAUCGAUCAGAAUCAUUCCCUUUUCCUCAAUACACAAAAACUCUGUUUCCGUGCCAUUUUGUGAGGAAAGGUACCAUAGGGAAUGGCGUUUAAAACCGCUAUGGCGUGCCGCUUAAUUAACCGAAAGUCCGUGAUCGGAGCGAGAUCCAUGUCUUCUUGGUGGCGGAGCGUUGAUCCUGCCCCCAAAGAUCCGAUUCUUGGCGUAACCGAGGCUUUUCUCGCCGAUCCUAGUCCUGACAAAGUUAAUGUUGGAGUUGGUGCUUACCGAGAUGAUAAUGGAAAGCCAGUUGUACUGGAAUGCGUUAGAGAAGCAGAGCGGAGGAUUGCUGGAAAGUUAAACAUGGAGUAUCUUCCAAUGGGAGGGAGUGUAAAAAUGGUGGAAGAAACAUUGAAAUUGGCCUAUGGAGAGAACUCUGAGUUCAUUAAAGAUAAACGGAUAGCAGCAGUGCAAUCGCUCUCUGGGACUGGUGCAUGUAGACUUUUUGCUGAUUUUCAGAAGCGAUUUUCUCCUGAUUCCCAAAUCUAUAUACCAGUGCCAACAUGGGCUAAUCACCACAAUAUCUGGAGAGAUGCUCAGGUCCCUCAAAGAACUUAUCAUUACUAUCAUCCAGAGUCCAGAGGCUUAAAUUUUGCAGCGAUGAUGGAUGACGUUAAGAAUGCUCCAAAUGGCUCAUUCUUUCUACUUCAUGCUUGUGCUCAUAAUCCUACUGGGGUUGAUCCAACAGAGGAAGAAUGGAGAGAGAUAUCUCACCUGUUCAAGGAUAAAAAUCAUUUUGCCUUUUUUGACAUGGCAUAUCAAGGCUUUGCUAGUGGUGAUCCGGAAAGAGAUGCAAAGUCUAUCAGGAUUUUUCUUGAGGAUGGUCAUCAUAUUGGCAUUGCCCAAUCAUAUGCAAAAAAUAUGGGGCUCUAUGGCCAGAGAGUAGGAUGCCUCAGUGUGCUUUGUGAAGAUGAGAAACAAGCUGUAGCAGUAAAAAGUCAGUUGCAGCAACUUGCAAGACCGAUGUACAGCAAUCCACCUGUUCAUGGUGCACUCAUAGUUUCAACUAUCCUUGGAGAUCCAGACUUAAAGAAGUUAUGGCUGAAGGAAGUUAAGGUAAUGGCGGAUCGCAUCAUUUCCAUGCGAACAGCUUUGCGAGAAAACCUUGAAAAGUUGGGGUCACCAUUAUCAUGGAAGCAUGUUACCAAGCAGAUUGGGAUGUUUUGCUAUAGCGGGAUGACACCAGAACAAGUUGAUCGUUUGACAAAAGAAUAUCACAUCUAUAUGACCCGUAAUGGUCGAAUCAGUAUGGCCGGCGUUACUACACACAAUGUGGGAUAUUUGGCAAAUGCUAUUCAUGAGGUCACUAAAUCAGCUUAGCUUCAUUUGCAGAAAAUUAUCAGCCUUUAGGAAGUCAUAGCAUAAGCCCAAGUUAGACAUGGGAAACAAAUUUUUCCCUCGCCCUCUUCCUCUUUAAUUACUACGGAAGGGGCAAUAAAUUGGUUUAUUAUAGUUUCUCAAAAUUUAUGCUCCCAUGGUGUUCUUUGAGGAAGUAUAAUUUUAGGACCAUACUUGCCUAGUUGGGAAUUUUUCCCCUUUGAAGGUUGAACAAUAUGUUCAAUUUUGCUUAGAAAUAAAUUGGCAGAACAUUUUUGUUGUUAUCCCCCAAGGAAUACAAAUUAUCAAGUUAUGAAUGUUAAAUUGCUAAUUUUAGCCUUCUCUU
Molecule: messenger RNA, 1817 nt
Organism: Manihot esculenta (cassava)
Lineage: Eukaryota; Viridiplantae; Streptophyta; Magnoliopsida; Malpighiales; Euphorbiaceae
Product: aspartate aminotransferase, mitochondrial
Exons: 10
Coding region: 200-1474 (424 amino acids)
Biological process (GO): amino acid metabolic process; biosynthetic process
Cellular component (GO): mitochondrion
Molecular function (GO): L-aspartate:2-oxoglutarate transaminase activity; pyridoxal phosphate binding
Source: RefSeq, a predicted model, not a curated record